Molecule: messenger RNA, 1776 nt
Organism: Micromonas commoda
Lineage: Eukaryota; Viridiplantae; Chlorophyta; Mamiellophyceae; Mamiellales; Mamiellaceae
Exons: 1
Coding region: 1-1776 (591 amino acids)
Source: RefSeq, a predicted model, not a curated record
AUGGCGGACGCGGCAUCGGCUCCGCUGGACAUCAAGGCGUCCGCGGCCGCGUCCCUGCUACGGGACGGCGUGCCCGGGGAGGACGUCGGCGCCGCCGCGGGCCUCGCCAACCCCAACGGCGAAGCUUGGGACCCCGUCUCGUUGGCCCGUCUGGCGGAUGCGGUGGUGCGCAAACUGCGGGCGGCGGCGGCGGCGGACGCGCGGGACGCGGGCCCGAGCGCCGACGACGCCUGGAACGAGGACGGCGGAGAGGACGAGAGCGGCGACGACGGGGGUUGGUGGGACCCCGAGUCGCUCGCGGCGCUCCUUUGCGCGCUCGCGGGAUCGCACCGCGGUUCCCGCGCGCGUCUCGGCGGCGACAUCAUCGAACCGAAGGAUCAGGCGACGCUCGCGCACAGUCUCGUUCGCACGCACGAGUGGGAACACGCGAACGUCGGGGACCUACUCUGGUGCAUCCACGCGUGCACCAGCGGCGAUAGCUCCCCGCUCACCUCCAUGGACCGCGUGGAGGAGGCCGCGGAGGUGGUGCUGGAGCUCGCGCGACCGCGGAGGCCCGGUCCGGGAUGCGGCCUCGGAUGGUCCGUCGACGAGGCGUCCUCUCUCCUCCCCGCCGUGCUCCCCGCGCCGCACUGGUGUGACGACGGACUGGUGGGCAUGAGCGCGGUGAAGGGAAGCGCGCUCCUCGCCGCGGCGCUCGCCGCGGGCGGACGCGCGGGCGUGGAGACAGAGGACGGCGGCGGUGCCAUGGGGCGGUUCGCCGAAGACCAGAGGUGGGCGCAUCCUCAUCGGACGUUUCCCAGCGUCGACGAUGACCACGCCGCGGAGUCGGGGACGGGCGCGUGGUCCGUCGGAGCCAUCGCGGGCGCGUUGCGACACGUUCUGGACGAGGACGGAGGGGAUGCCUGGCUUGAGGACGAGGAGGGAACCGGCGCGGGCGCCUUUGAGGACGAGGAGGACGGGGGCGGCGAAGGAGGGCUCCUCACGGGCCUCGCGACGGACGCGCGUGGACGUUCCCUCGCCCCGAGGCUGGGCCCCGAGGCGCUCGCCGGCUCCGGUCGCCGCGGCAAACCCCGGGGAGGCGGCUGGGACGCGAGAAACGUCGCGCUCCUCGCCGCCGAACUCCACGGGAACUUCGCGUGGGACGUGGAGCCCGCCGCGCGGCUCGCCGCCGAGGUUCUCGGCUGGGAGGGCGCCGACCCCGACUCCGCGGCUGCCGCGGCGGCGACGCUCCGGUCGCCGCACGUGGGAUGGAGCGCGCCAAAGACGGCAGAGACUCUCACGGCGAUGCGCGUCGCGUCCGCCGCGGGGCCGGCGACGAACGAGUGGCCGGACGCGGACGAGGUGCGGUGGGACGCGCACGGUUUGGUGGCGCCGAUGUGCGAGGCGCUCGUGGGCGAACACGGAUGGCGAGUGUCGGACGUUUUGGAAAUUUUGGACGAGCUCGCGGUUUGGGACGUGCAGGAUGCGUGCGGGCUGGUGACUGGCCUGAGCGAUUGGGACGACGUAACGCUCGCGUCGUUGCUCGACGGUCUCAUCACGUGGAGAGGGAGGGACCGGGAGGAGGUGGCGACGGUGGCGGCGACGCUGAGGGCCGCGAGGGGGUGGACGGGUGGCGGCGCGCUGGGGAAAGCGUUGGGAGUCGCGGCGGGCGCCGUGGCUGAAGGGUCGAGCGAGUGGGGUUUGGGAGGAGGGGCGACGCCGGAGUGGCCCCCGGCGCCUCCCGACGGGCACGAGACGGUCGAGGAGGACGACGGAUACGCCGCGGGGGCGGACUGA